AUGAGUCUUGGGCUGUGGAACUGCCUCAGUCCUAAUGAAUUCAAGCAACUCCAGAAAUAUUCAGAAUAUUCUAAUAAUAAGUUAAAAGAUGUCUUGGAAGACUUAUACGGCUCAGAGCAGGAAAUAUCGCAACACCUAGAUAUGCCCAUUAACUAUGAAGGAUUCAAGGCCUUCAUGGAAAUAUACUUGGACGAGGACCUCUCUGAAGAAUUCUGUAGGCAUCUUUUCCUGUCCUUCAAAAGCAAGAACCUCCAGCAACCCUCAAAAGUCGAGAUAAGUUCCAGUGUCUCCCAAGUCAAAGCUACUAUUGUCAUGUUUCGCCUGUAUGACACAGAAGGCAAUGGUUACCUGGAUAGUACCGCGCUGGAGCAGAUUAUCAACCAGAUGGUGCAUGUGGCUGAAUACUUGGAAUGGGAUACCACUGAGCUCAGACCUAUCUUGAAAGAGAUGUUGGAAGAGAUUGAUCUUGACCGGGAUGGAUUUGUGACUCUAGAUGAAUGGAUUGAGGGAGGGAUGACGACCAUUCCAUUACUGGUUCUACUAGGAAUGGAAACAGAUGAGAACAAAGAUGGCAUGCAUUCCUGGAAUCUAAAGCAUUUCACACGGCCAGCUUUUUGCCAUUUCUGCCACUCGGUGCUGGUAGGAGUACGGAAACAGGCCCUAUGCUGCACAUUUUGUAAAUAUACGGUCCAUGAAUCAUGUGUAUCAAAAAAUAUCCCUCCAUGCAUCAGUACCUAUAGUAAAUCCAAGAAAGAUAAUAAGGUUAUGUAUCACGUGUGGAUGGAAGACAACAGAGUUGUGAAUUGUGACUUUUGCAAGAAAGCCAUCAAAUGCUACCAUCCAGGGACUGCAGUCCACUGUGUGUGGUGCCAUGUCACGGUUCACAAAAAGUGUCACUUCAAGAUGAAGGUAAUAUGUGAUGGUGACCAAUUAAAAGACCAUGUUCUCCUGCCAACUUCUAUAAUUCCCAUGGUCCUGGAGAGGCAGGGAGGAAGGAGCUAAGGAGAGGCAGAGAUCAAAGGAGAAAUCAUAAAAUGGUAUAAGAUUGUCCCGCCAAAGGGCACACAUCCUUUGCUUGUUUUUGUUAAUCCUAAUAGUGGAGCAAGACAAGGAAACAGAAUAAUUCGAAAAUUCCAGUAUCUGCUCAACCCCAAACAAGUUUUCAGCCUAGAACGCGAGGGUCCUCUGUCAGGAUUGAAUUUUUUCCGUGGAGUGCCAAACUUCCGCGUGCUCAUUUGUGGAGGGGAUGGGACUGUCAGCUGGAUAUUGGAUUCCAUGGAUAAGAUUGAUUUUAUGGAAGAACCGAAAGUGGCAAUCCUGCCUCUGGGAACAGGGAAUGACCUUUCCAGGUGUCUCCGCUGGGGAAGUGGUUAUGAAGGUGGCAAUUUGCUAAAAGUCCUAAAAGAAAUUGAGCAGAGUUACGAGGUGAUGCUGGAUCGAUGGCAACUGGACAUCACCCCCAAAGGUGGAGAGGCUGUUGCUUCAUACUGCACGUUCAAUAACUAUUUCUCUAUUGGUGUGGAUGCUUCUAUUGCCCACAGAUUCCACCUCAUGCGAGAGAAGUACCCUCAAAAAUUCAAGAGCAGGUUAAAGAAUAAGCUAUUGUACUUUGAAUGUGGCACCACAGAAACCUUUGCUUCAAGCUGCAAGAGGCUACACACCUUCAUAGAGGUAGAGUGCGACGGCAUUCACCUGAACCUCGCUGACACCCUCCUGGAGAGCAUUGCCAUCCUCAAUAUUCCCAGCAUCUAUGGAGGAAGCAACAUCUGGGGAGAGAACAAGAACAAAUCAUCCCUCUCUGGGAAUCAGCAUCCAUUGACUACCCAGAGAAGGACAAUCAUUGACCGUAAGAGGCUGAAAAACUGCAUCCAAGAUUUCAGUGAUCAUCUCGUAGAAGUAGUGGGACUGGAGGGAACCAGGGAAAUGGGACAAAUCUACACCGGACUGAAGAAUGCUGGGAAGAGGCUGGCUCAGUGUACUUCUGUUACCAUCAGGACAAGCAAGAUGUUGCCCAUGCAAGUAGAUGGGGAGCCCUGGCUGCAGGCACCCUGCACGCUUGAAAUCACCUUCAAAAACCAAGUGCACAUGUUGGCACGGCCACCUCCAAAGCCCAGCUUCUUCUUCCUCAAGAAGUAA
Molecule: messenger RNA, 2136 nt
Organism: Gracilinanus agilis (Agile Gracile Mouse Opossum)
Lineage: Eukaryota; Metazoa; Chordata; Mammalia; Didelphimorphia; Didelphidae
Gene: DGKG
Product: diacylglycerol kinase gamma
Exons: 24
Biological process (GO): diacylglycerol metabolic process; lipid phosphorylation; intracellular signal transduction
Cellular component (GO): plasma membrane
Molecular function (GO): ATP-dependent diacylglycerol kinase activity; calcium ion binding
Source: RefSeq, a predicted model, not a curated record